AUGGUGGGGUGGGGGUUUGGUUUGCAAUGGAAUUCGAGCGUAGUGUGUGUGUGCAGGGGGCGGGCGCAUGGCGAGCGCAGUGUGUGCGUGUGUUGCAAGACGAAAGCGUGUAUGCGCUUGUCUGUGGUGUGUGUUUGCAGGGGAGAGGAGGUUGCAAGCGUAGUGUGUGUGUUGCAUGGGCGCAGGAGGGAGGGAGAAUUCGAGCGUAGUGUGUGGUUGCAGGGGCGGCCGCGCAGGUUUGGCAAGGCCGUAGUGCGUGUGUUGCAGGGGGCCGGCGCAUGGCGAGCGUUCGUGUGUGCGUGUGUUGCAGACGAAAGCGUGUAUGCGCUGUGCUGUGUGUGUGUGUGUUGCGGGGGGCGGCGCGAGGUUGGCAAGCGUAGUGUGUGGUGUGUUGCAUGGGGCGCAGGAGGAGGGGAGAAUUCGAGCGUUAGUGCGUGUGGUUGCAGGGGCGGCACGUGGCGCGCAGGAGGGCGGCUGCGGCGCGCGGGGGCGGAGCUGCGACACCGACGGCGCCACCUCCUUGCUUGCACCAAGGGCGGCGCGUGCGGCGCGUCCUUGACUGCGGCGCGGCCCCCGCCGCCUGCCGCGCGACUGGACUCGUGCAAGCACCCCGGCGAGUGGCCUGUUCCAAGACUGCACCUCAAGGACCAUAUGCACGACGAGCACGUGUGGGUGGACGAUACAUAUGUGUUGGGGGAGCAUGCGUAG
Messenger RNA from Gryllus bimaculatus (two-spotted cricket), 708 nucleotides. NCBI's taxonomy places the organism in Eukaryota, Metazoa, Arthropoda, Insecta, Orthoptera, Gryllidae. The record is from the annotation of a GenBank genome assembly.